This is a messenger RNA of Jatropha curcas, 2756 nucleotides long. RefSeq lists its product as uncharacterized. Gene Ontology annotation, cellular component: nucleus; RNA polymerase III complex. Gene Ontology annotation, biological process: tRNA transcription by RNA polymerase III. Lineage: Eukaryota; Viridiplantae; Streptophyta; Magnoliopsida; Malpighiales; Euphorbiaceae. The record is from RefSeq and is a predicted model, not a curated record.
AAUAUAUAUUUUAUUUUCUCUUGGCAUUGAGCGAAAGCCAACAGCCCCACUAGACCAAGCCUCUUCACUUCAGUCACCGGAGCAUCCGUGAGAGUGUGAAACAUACGCCACCGCCGGAGAUACUGAAGUAUGGACCUGGAUGACUUCGAUGAACUGGGCGGACCGAAACAGGUUCCUUCACGAACAUCUAAAUUCGCGCCUAAAUCCUCCAAAUUCAAGCCCCAGCCAAAAGAAAAAGUGAAAACAGAGCCAAGUGCAAAACCAGAACUACAGGAAUCGGUUUCGGUACCGAAAGUAGAACCUCAAAAAGCAUUCUCUGAUAAGAAAAAUGAAGGAGAGGAAGAAGUUAAACCUAAAAUCGAAACCGCACCUAAGACUGAACCAUCGGUCUCCAACAAUGGUCAUGUGAAAAUGGAAAUUGAUGGUAAGGUGGAGGUCAGGGCGCUGCCGAAGGUGAAUGAUCCCAUGGAUGAAGACAAACACGAAGAAGAAGCUGAAGGAGGGGAAGAAGAAGAAGAAGAGGAUAUGAUUGUUCGUGAAAUUGAUGUCUUCUUUACGCCCUCCAUCGAUUCUGACACUCAGUUAUAUGUUAUGCAAUAUCCUUUGAGGCCGUGCUGGAGACCAUACGAAUUGGAUGAAAAAUGCGAGGAGGUUAGAGUGAAACCUCAAAGCACGGAAGUGCAGGUUGAUUUGUCUAUAGAUGAGACUACCAACUGGGAUCCUGCUCAAGCCAGUAAACUCAAUCUGAAAAAGCAGACUCUGUCAUCUUCAUUUAUGCCAUCUUGUACAACUGGCUAUGCAGUUGGAGUUCUGAUUGGUAACAAGCUACACCUGAAUCCAAUUCAUGCAGUGGUGCAGCUUCGACCAUCUUUGGAACAUGUUAAUUCCAAUGACUUGAAAAGGAGGAACAUUGCCUCUUUUAACAUAGAUCCUACUGUUAAGAUUGGAGAUUCUAGUGAAGGGAAGCCUAUUGGUCCAUCAAAGAAGCAGAUCAAGCGGACAGAGGUAGCAAAUGAUCAAAUUUCAGAUGCCGAGAAGUCUUGGAUUUCGCUCAAGUACCAUGGCUCCAAAAGUGAUUUCUCUUCUAGUUAUCUGCAGAAAAUGAUGGCUGAAGAAGGUUCUCCCAUGGAGUUUACAAUGAGCCCGUACGACUAUAUGAGUUCAUUGUGUCCUGUGGCAUCCAACAAUGCUAAAUCUAAAGGUCCUUCAAGAAGAUUUUUGCUGUCUUUGCCACUAGAAGAACGUAUGAAGAAAUUGCUUAUAGAGGGGCCUCCAGUUCAAAGGUUUAGUGUUCUUAAGCACUUUGCUCCAGAGGACACUGUUGAAGAUGUCUUAACAGUUGUUCAGAAGCAUGGACAAUUAGUGCAGGGACUUUGGGCUCCAAGGACUGCUUUGCUGUUUCCAGAUUCAAAGGAAGUUUACAAACCUCCUGCUAGAGAUUAUAUUCUUCUUUUAUUUAGCAAGAGUUUGGUGAUCAGCACUUCACAAAUUACCAGCUUGCCCGCGAGGCUUAAAGAACCUGUCAGAGCCUUUCUCAAUUUGUUUGCUGUUGAAAGGCCUUCCUUCAGGGAUUGGAAGUUUAAAGAGUCACCAGAUGCAGCAUUUAUGAAACUCCACCCUGAAGUUGUUAAAAAGCAAGUAGUAAUUUGGGAAGGAGUAGAGAAAAAAUUGACCGGCUUUCUUUCUUCUUCAAGUAAAGGUGGAAAACAAAAUGAUAAACGACAGCCCACCUUGGCUCAUAAUCUUACAAAAGAACUCGAUCCUCACAAAAUUGCACCCAAAAGUGCAAGUGUAAAUAGAGUGCCCAUUAGAACAACUAUAACAUCUGAAAGUCGAGAAGCUUUACUAAAGGUCCUGCCAAAAGUUCUUCAAACUCACAAGGUUUGCAGCUUUGAAUUGAUUCGCCAAGGUUUGCGGGACUUGGCUGUUUCUCAGUCUACUCUUCCAAAGGCAGAUCCUAGGAUUGCAAAACUUGCAGCAGAUGGUGCUGAUGCACCUCUAGAGGAGCUUCAAGAAAUCAUAAGUGAAGUUGCAACCAAUAUUCAUGGUUCUUAUGUUCUGAAGUCAUCUCCAGAUCACCCGCAAUAUGAUGUGUUGAGGAAAGUUGUAAUUGAUCUCCUAUUGGCGAGGGGUCCCAAUGCAAAGCUUAAGAAGUCUGAAGUCUAUGAAGCAGCCAAGCUUGUUUUGAAGAGGGAUAUUAACACAACUGAAUAUACCAAGGUCAUGACUGAUUUUUGUGAAUCCAAAGCUUCUGCAUGGGUCUUGAAGAGUGGUGAUGGAAAGCCUUCAUGAUUUUGUAUCACACCUUACGUUUAGAGGAUGAGGAAAUAGUUACAAGCAGGAUCGGGCGGCAACAACAUUCAUCAAUUCAUACUAUUUAGCAGUGUGCGGAAAGACGCUUGUUGGUUGUACAUUGGGGAGGUAUAUUGCUAACUGGCAAGAUGUGUUCUAAACCUGAUGAUGUUAAAAGGAAGCCGCCCUGAGAUCCUGACACUCAUAUGGCUAUAUCCAAGCAGUUCAUAAGUGAGAGUUUCAAACCAAUGGAUAGUUUACAGUCCGAUUUGCCCGUUAAGAGAAAAUUUUGUUUCUUUUUUUAUUUUUAUUUAAUUUUUAGAAUAUGGUACUGUGAGAGUAACAUAAAGCUUCUCUAUUUUAUUUCUUACAUUUGACGUCUGUGCAUAAUUGUCUCUGUUUAACUAUUUCAGCCUACACCUUUUACCUUUAAAUAGAGAUAAAACCUUUUUCUUUUUCUUAAA